Molecule: messenger RNA, 2948 nt
Organism: Vitis riparia (riverbank grape)
Lineage: Eukaryota; Viridiplantae; Streptophyta; Magnoliopsida; Vitales; Vitaceae
Product: putative pentatricopeptide repeat-containing protein At3g16890, mitochondrial
Exons: 2
Coding region: 96-2240 (714 amino acids)
Molecular function (GO): protein binding
Source: RefSeq, a predicted model, not a curated record
ACACAACAGAGAGCCGGUUCGGAUUAUAAGCCGGUCCGAGUUCCAUAAAGCUGCUAAACCCUAGACCGGACCUGCUAUCUGGUCUGGCAACGGACAUGAGAGGGCUUUCUUCUCUAGCUUCUAGGGCUUCUCCUGCAAUCAAGAAUCUCUCUGAAGAAGCAUACAAUCAUAGAAAAUUCAAUAAAGAAAACCCCACAAAACGCAAACCCAAAGCAGCUCUCAAUCCAAGGCCUACAGACAGGCUUGCAACUCCUUCAAGAGGUAAGUCUGGUUCCAAGAGUUCUAGUUUGUUUUUCAAUUCAAACAGCCUCAUUUCGGAUCAUAAUCAGGAAUUUCGCGUUAAAUCGAUCGAUCAUCAAUAUAUUUCCGAGAUUUUGUCGAGAGAGGACUGGUUUUUAUUAAUAAACCACGAGUAUAAGGCGAAGAGGAUCAGUUUGAAUCCUCGGUUGGUGGUGAGCAUUCUGCAGAACCAAGAAAACCAAUUACAUCCUCUGAGAUUUUAUAUCUGGGUUUUGAAGAUCAACCCGUUGUUAGCUAAGAAUCAGUCCGUUCGGGUUGCUUUAGCGAAUGUUCUUUAUAGGAAAGGUCCUGUUAUAUUGUCUGUUGAAUUGCUGCAAGAUAUUAGAAAUUCAGGUUGUGCGAUUACCGAAGACUUGCUUUGCAUUUUAAUUGGUAGUUGGGGGAGGUUUGGAUUGGCGAAGUAUUGUGCAGAAGUUUUUGGGCAGGUUUCGUUUUUGGGUCUUAGUCCAAGCACUAGGUUGUAUAAUGCGGUCAUUGAUGCAUUGGUGAAAUCCAAUUCACUUGACUUGGCGUACUUGAAAUUCCAACAGAUGUCUCUGGAUAACUGCAAUCCUGAUAGGUUCACAUACAAUAUUCUUAUUCAUGGAGUUUGCAGGAUAGGUGUGGUGGAUGAGGCACUUCGUCUAGUUAAGCAGAUGGAGAGCUUGGACUGUUCACCUAAUGUUUUUACUUAUACCAUUCUAAUUGAUGGGUUUUGUAAUGCGAGAAGGUUUGAUGAAGCCUUUAGGGUUUUAGACACAAUGAAGGGUAGAAAUGUGAGUCCUAGUGAUGCCACAUUUAGGUCAUUAGUUCAUGGGUUGUUUCGCUCUAUUGACCCGUCUAAGGCAUUUGAGUUGUUAUCAAGAUUUUUAGAGAAGGAAGCUGUCUUGCCUAAAGUAGUUUGUGAUACCAUAUUGUGUUGCCUCUCAAAUAGCAAGAUGCCAAAAGAGGCAGCCUUGUUUUUGAGGAAAGCACAAGAGAAGAGUUAUUUCCCUGACAGUUCAACAUUUAACAUUAUAAUUACUUGUUUGAUUAGAGGACUGGAUGUCAAUGAGACAUGUGAAAUAUUGGAUAGUUUUGUUGAGCAAGGUUUGAAACCAUGUUUUAAUACUUACAUUUCACUUAUUGAAGCUUUGUUCAAGGCAGGAAGAGAUGGGGAGGGGAAUCGUUACUUGAAUGAGAUGGUCCAAGUUGGACUUGUAUCAAAUGCUUUUUCAUACAACAUGGUUAUUGAUUGCUUCUGCAAAGCUAGUAUGAUGGACAGAGCAUCAGAGACUUUCAGAGAAAUGAAGGAAAGUGGCAUUGAUCCUAACAUUGUUACUUUCAACACUCUUAUUAGUGGGUACUCAAAGAAUGGGGAGAUAGGCAAGGCAAGAGCUCUGUUGGAGAUGCUUUUGGAGUAUGGAUUCAAGCCUAAUAUCUUUACUUUUAGUUCUAUGAUAGAUGGCCUUUGUCGGGCACACCAGAUCAGUGAUGCUUUUAAUUGUUUCAAUGAAAUGGUAGAGUGGGGUGUUGCUCCAAAUGCUGUCACAUACAAUAUCUUGAUCCGCUCUUUGUGUGUUGUUGGGGAUGUUGCAAAAUCAAUGAAACUUUUAAGAAGGAUGCAAGCUAAUGGAAUAAGCCCAGACGUAUUCUCUUUCAAUGCUCUCAUUCAAAGUUUUUGUAGAAUGAAUAAGGUUGAGAAAGCACAAAACCUUUUUGUUUCCAUGUUGGCAUUGGGCUUGAGUCCCGACAAUUUUACAUAUUGUGCUUUUAUUAAGGCAUUGUGUGAAUCAGGGAGAUUUGAUGAGGCAAAAGAGUUGUUCCUCUCAAUGGAAGCAAAUGGAUGUAUUCCUGACUCUUAUACAUGUAACUUAAUUAUUGAUGCCCUAAUCCAACAGGCCCGGUUUGAAGAGGUCAAGGUUAUAGCAAGGAAAUAUAGCAAUCAGGGAAUUUCCCCAAAUUCUAUACCCGUUUUAUAGGAUUGGGCUUCUUCCAGAUUGUGAUUUUUGGUUCAUGAGUUUGUGCUGCUUUUCUAAGCUUUUGGCUUUGAAGACAGAUCCAGCCAUCAUGAUUCAUGACUUCUUGAUGUUGUACCUUCUGCAUUCAUGGAAUCAAGUGAUCAUAGCAUGGAUUGGGCUACUUCCAUGAUAACAGGAAGGAUAGAGGAACUGCUUCCUAGACAUGGUGUUACAUGGUAAUAUUAGAUUGAAGGUGGUGGUCAGGAGAUGGCCACUGGAUGCAGCAGUCUGUAAAUCUUUCUGCAUAAUCUUACAUGCUCGGAUCACUUGGAGGGGAUAUUCAGAUGGACUUGGGCCUUGUUAGCAAGACAAAUAUGUUUUCUGAUGAUUUUAAAGAAGUCAUGGCCCUAGAGGAUAUAGAGGAAGAGCAGCUUACAUGGCAGGUAGUUCAGCUGAGGCUUUGUUGAGCUGAGCUGAGCUGAAUUCAGGAAACAUCUGAUAUCUAGUGGAAUUGCAAUCCUGUUCGCACUGUUUCAAACUGCAUUGGGGAUGAAUUCAUUUUGUUCCUGACAGCAUUAAAUAUGUAACAAUCUUGUAACAUGUAUAUUUGCAUUUCUUUUAUAAUAAUGCUUAUGGUGUCAAGUCCAGUUCUUGUGAAUUGACCCCAGUCUGAAUCUGUUUCCUCAAUUGUUCCGGAAAAUGAAAUGGAAUUAUUUUUCUUCUAUACGA